Coregonus clupeaformis (lake whitefish) is the source of this 4893-nucleotide messenger RNA. RefSeq lists its product as uncharacterized. The transcript is spliced from 2 exons. The coding region runs from base 71 to 3676 and encodes 1201 amino acids. The record is from RefSeq and is a predicted model, not a curated record. Lineage: Eukaryota; Metazoa; Chordata; Actinopteri; Salmoniformes; Salmonidae.
UUGCCUGCUUGGUGAGACUUAAAACGAAAACAAAAUGGAUAUACUCAACUGCUGAGAAUUCUUCACAAGAAUGAUUCCUGUCAUACAUUUGCAUAAAGUGGAUUGCCCAGGAUGCAGGCCUGAUCUAACAUGGCUUCAAAAAGUUACAUCACAGAACCUUGGUUCAGCUCCAUUCUGUGAUCAGUAUACUAGAAAACAUGGCCCUUGCUGCAAUCAUUCUACUGGACCUUUAUUGAGCAAGCCAGGGUGCAGUGCAUCAAUUGACCUAACACCACAGGGGCAGCCAAUGAGUGAUGCCCCUGUGAUGAGAACACUUCCAGGGCUUGCGGCCGGAGCUACUGGGCUGACCUACACCAAAAACCAGCCCACUACUGAUCCCUGGUAUUUCGAGGGCCAUGAAGAAGAGGACAGUCUCUCUCCUGCUUCAGUGUACAUGGACUGCCUUGAGGACCUUAGCCCAUCUCCCUCAGCAGGAUCCCCUCAAGCCGACUCUCCCCCAGACUCUCCUGCUUUAUUUAUCAUAGAAAGUGAUGAGGGGGAGCAGUUCUCGGAACUCAGUCUCUCUCCAUUUCCAGUGUUCCUUGAGUGUGAGCAGUGCAACGACUAUAGCUGUUCUCUUUUAGGAGAAAGGAUUGAGACAUCUCCAGAACCUGGGGGCAAAAUUAAAUCAUCUUCUGAAAAAUGGCAAGAGAUCGAGAAAGUUCCAGAGUGCAUGGAAAAGAUUGAGCUGUCUCCUAACUCUGGGCAAAUAUCUGACGUUUCCCCUGAGCCAGAACCACAAAUCGAAUUGUCCAGUGAGCAUGAGACCUUAAAAGGGCCAUCUAACCUCUGGCAGGAGAUUGAGUCAGCUUGUGAACCAUUGCAAAUGAUUGAGCAGUCUCCUGAGCACAAACAAGAAGUUGAGUUGUUUGAGGAGCCCCUGCAAUGGAAUGAGCAAAGCAAAGAGCCUCAGGAAGUGCUCCAGUUGACUCUGCCACCAAAGCAAACAGUUGAGCAGUGCCUUCAAGACAUUGAGCUGCCUCAUAAAUCCAUGCUUGGGAAUUAUCCAUAUCCAAAUUCUGGUCAAGAAUUGGAAGUGUCAACUGAGCCCGAACAACAGAUUGAGUUUUUUUCAAAACCCCACCAAAGAACUGAAAUGUCAUCUGGACCUAUGAUUGGCUUAUCUCCUGAGCACAAAUCAGCGGUUGAACCACCACUUGAGCAUAUAAUAUCUUCCACUGAAACACAGCAGAUUGAUAUGCCCAAUGAUCUCCAGCAAAUAACUGUGCCAUCCCCAGAACCUGACACAGUGUCCAAGGCUCCUACUGAGCCCUGGCCAGAGACUGAAUCAUCCUUUGGUCCAUGGCAAGACAUUGAACCAUUUGCUGAGUGCAAACAAGGGACUGAGGUGUCACCAAACUCCUGGCAAAUAUUGAAAGUUUCUGAAGUACCCCAGCCCAAACAACUGACUGAAUUAUCCACAAAGAAACAAAGAGAGUUUAAGCUUCCUUCUGAACCCAUGGAAAGGAAUGAGGUGUGUACAGAGCAGAGGCUAGGGCCAUCAAUGGAGACUCAGGGAGUGUUUAAGGUACUUAUGCCACUAAGACAAAGGGCUAAGUGGUCGUCUGGUUGCAUGCAACUGAUCCAACUGUCUGUAGAGCCCAUGGAAGGUAUUGAUCUUCCUCCAAACAAUGUGCAAGUGUUUGAAGCUUUUUCUGGGCCCAAACAAAACAUUGAGGUUUCUUCUAAAACACACCAAGGGACUGAGUUGUCCCACGGACACAGGCAAGGGAUUUACUUAUCUCCUGAGCACGAGCAUGGUAUUGAGCCAGGACAAGAUCCUCAAAGAGUGUUCAGGCUACCUCCUGAACCCAUGCGAAGAAAUGAGUUGUGCCAAGAAGCUGAAUCGAAUACAGACUCCUGGCAAGUGUUUACAGUGUCCAGUGAGUCCAAUCAAGAGAUUGAGACAGCCAAAGACCUUCAAGAAGUGUUCAAGCGACUUACCACACACGGGCAAAGAACUGAGCAGCCAUAUGGAUGCAUGCAAGGGUUCGAACUGUCCUCUGAAUCCACACACACGAUCGACCCAUUACCUAACUCUGGGCAAUUGUUUGAAAAGUCCACAGAGGACGAAGACAUUGACAUUUCUUCUAAACUUCACCAAGGGAAUGAGUUGUCCCGAAAAUACAGGCAAGGAAUUGAGUCAUCUCCUGAACAUGAGCAAGGCAUUGAGACAUCUUUUGGGACUAAGCUUUCUAUUGAAUCUCAAGAAUGGACGGAACAAUCUCCAAAUUCCUGGCAAAUAAAUGCAAUGUCAGACGAAUCCCAACAAACCAAACUGUCCACAGAGGAAGAGUCUACGCUGCUUCCUGAACUAAAGCAAAUUAAUGAAAAGUGUCCUAAGCUCAAGCAAGAAGUAGAAUUGACCCCUGACUCCUUGCAGGUAUUUGAGGUGUCCAAUGAACUCAUGAAACAGACUGAAUCAACCACUGAGUCUCAUGGGGUGUUCAAGGUUCCUCUACCACCAAAACGAUGGGUUAGGAGGUUUCCAGGGUACAUUCAAGGGAGUGAGCUGUCUCAUGAGUCCAUGCAAAUAAUUGAUUCCUUUGCAAACUCUGGGCAAAUAUGGAAUAUGUCCACUGAACCCAAACAACAAAUUCAAGUGUCUACUAGACUCAACCAAGGGACUGAGAGCUCCACUGAGCCACAUGAAUGGAUUGAGCGUUCUCCUAUCUGCUGCCAAAUAUUUGAAAUGUCCAAUGAAUGUCAACAAAUGACUAAAUCCUCCACAGAGACUGAGGAAAAGUUUAAGCUGCCUCCUGAACUCAAGCAAAACACGGAGCUGUCUUCUAAGCACAAGCAAGGAUAUGAAUUGACACCUGACUCUUGGCAAGUGUUUCAGGUUUUCAAUGAGUCCCAGGAACGGCUUGAGCCAGCCAAAGAGUCUCAAGGAGUGUUCAAGAUACCUCUGCCACCAAGGAAAAGGGUUGAGCGAUCUCAAAAGUGCAUGCAAGGAAUUGAUCCCUCUGGCCAAGUGUUUAAGGGCUCUGCUGAGCCCCAACAGCAGAUUGAGGUGUCUUCUCAACCCCACCAAGGGACCAAGUUGUCCCCUAAACCCAGGCAAGAGACUGAGCAUGAGGACAUGAUUGAGCAAUCUCUUGAGUCCAGGCACAGGACUGAGAUUUCUAUUGAGCCUCAAACAUGGAACUUCCUAGAAAAGCUUGAUGUGUCCACCGAGCCACAACAACUGACUCUGGGAGAGUUUAAGCUGCUAUCCACACUCAGGCAAAAGACUGGGAGGUCUUCUGUGUGCAUGAAAGGGUUUGAAGUGACUUCUGAUUCUAAGCAAGAUACUGAGCUUUUUGAAACCCAGCAACAGAUUGAGAUAGGUCUUGAGCUACAGAAAAUAACUGAAAUGUACCAUAGUUUAAAGUGUCAAGCAGAGCCAUCCCUGGAAUCCUCGCUACAGACCAGGCCAUCUCCAAUGUCUGGGCAAGUGUUGGAGGUGUUCCCUGAGCACUCUACCGAACCCACUUCUGAAUCCCUGCAGGGAAAUGAAUUAUCAUGUGACAGCAUUCAAGGAAUUGAUCCAGCCAAUGAGCCCAUGAAAGGAAUAGGGUUCUCUCUUGAGUUCCAACAAAUGAGUGACAACACUGUCUCAGAGCAACCCCUCCACAGCCCCACCCCCUUCUUUUGACUUUUCGUCCUCUCCUCCACCACCUAUGUUCUUCUGUGAUGUAAAAUCAUAUAACAAUUUAAGACCCAUGCCAUCCAGCCCUCCGCAGGAUGAUGAUUUUGAUGAGGCAGAAUCUUAUGGCACCUCAUGGAGUCCAGAGUUUAUGGCAAGUGAACAACCUGAGCUGGCAGAAGAAGAUUCCCAUAUAUCCUUACAGAGUCAUGAGCCAAUGCAAAGGGUCAAGAGAUUGACCCCAUACCCAUACACUAGACCAAGACCCAUUGAGGACCAUGAGAAUGAGGAUAGAGACAGUAUUCUAAAUAAUGUCAACCCGGCAGACAUACCUGACACAUCUGGAGGAAGUAGAAACCUGCCUGAGAUUUUAGAGUUAGAAGCUGAAGAUGCAGAUGAUGAGUCUGAUAACAAGGACAAGGAAGAGGGCUUCUGCUGUAAUGGCAGAACCCAAAGCCCCCAACUAGAAAGUCCAUUGGCUGGCACAUCUGGGAAUACAGGAUCACCCAGGCACCAGGCACCAGGUCUUCAACAUGCAAAAACAAGUAAGUCAAAGCAAGUUUCUUUCGGAAAUGUCAAAAUUCACGGCAAGCUUGUCAAGUCAACCACCCAUACCUCUUAUGAGCACAAGCCUAAGGUUGCUCAAGGUAGAAAGCGUUCCAGAAAAUCAAGCCGUGAGGAGAUCGGUGACGAGAUAGAAAUGUCUCUCAGAAGGAGCACUGUGGCCCGCCGCACCAGUACGAUUUUUUCCCACUCUCAGACACCUAAGCCUUGUGGCAUUGUGUCAAGACGCCAAAGCGAUUAUGGUGAAGAGGAUGAGAACUGCUGUAGCCGGAGUUCUAAGAGCCAAAGGCUUGACAACCCCUCUCUAAUGAUUCUAUAUUCAGGUGAGGGUGUACCUUCUUAUUUGCUAGAUUUCCUUCCAACCCCUGGCAGACUAAGUCCUACUCUUGAGGGUAGUGCUAGGAUGAGCUCUUCCAGCCAUGCCCUGGGCCAACAGGGUCCCUCACUCACAAGGAACAGAAGUGGAAUGACGAUGAGGGCAACACUGAACCCCCCAGCAGAGUCAGAGACCGACAGAACAGAAGAAGAGAGAGUCAAACAGGACAACCGCCCCGGAGGACAAUGACUGAUGCAUAGCAUCCUCCUCAACCCACCCCCCAUCUUAUCUUCUAUUCUUGCUUUUACUCACUAUUCUUGAACAAUAAACAAAUUCAGCAUCAUAA